This is a messenger RNA of Didymodactylos carnosus, 984 nucleotides long. Lineage: Eukaryota; Metazoa; Rotifera; Eurotatoria; Philodinida; Philodinidae. The record is from the annotation of a GenBank genome assembly.
AUGUGGAUUCAGUGUAAUCCAUUUAACACACAUUCGUUCUCUCCCAGAAAUAAUUCAAAAACAGCAGUGAAAAAUAAACAGAGUGAUAAAACAAAAUUUUUUAUCACAAAACCAACGUUUUUCUCCAUUGAAUUAAAUGCACAUAAUUUAACAUAUUUAAGGCUGCUAGUGAUGAAUAAACAAUUACCACCUGAAUCAUUAAAUAUAUAUUUAUUUAGUUCACAAUCAUGCGAAGCCACGUUUCGAAAUUGCAGAGCGUUAUCAGGAACGUUUUCAUCGGCAACAAAUUUUAAUGUACAGGAGUUUAUCAAACGAAGUGAAAAAUUAGCUCUUUUAAGUGAAAUUAAAACAUAUGAAAAUUUAACGAAAAAUGACUAUCAUAUUAGAUAUCCUGUGCAUCAUAAACUUCAUCAUGAGAAAAAAGUAUUAUCUUUGGUUAACAGUGAUGAACAAAUAAGUAUGUCCAUUAUAGAAGAAUUGAUUAACGAAUCUUAUGAAGUUGCAAAAGGUUUCAUUGAAGAAUUAGAUAUGUCGAAUAUUUUGAUCGAGAACAGUUCAUUUGAAUUAUAUGAAUUAAGCGAAAACGUAUCGAAUAAAUUAACACACACUGGAAGAACAACAGAUUACUCACAAAUUAGCGAAAUGGAUGGAAUUAACGAAGAAGAGGAGAGUGAUAUCGAGGUGAUUGCUGAUGAAUUGACAAUAUCUCAUAAAGAUGAAAAUGAAGAAUUGAAUGAUGGUGAUGAAAAAGAUAAUAACAACGAUGAUAAUCAGAAUCUGCCACUAACAACAGCUAGGAUGGCGUUCAGUGGAAUGAGAAUUCAUGAUGAAGUCAAUGCGGCUGAUAAACAAGCUUAUUUUUCCAUAAAAGUUAACAACAGCGUAAAAUAUAUGCACAAACAAACUGCAUGCUGGUAUUUGAUGGGUGAUAAAAACCGUUUAUCAUCUGAUAGACUUCUACGAGUUCAGCAAAAGCAACGUUGA